Suillus paluster is the source of this 1422-nucleotide messenger RNA. RefSeq lists its product as uncharacterized. Gene Ontology annotation, molecular function: protein binding. The record is from RefSeq and is a predicted model, not a curated record. Bases 38 to 1339 code for a protein of 433 amino acids. The transcript has 3 exons. Lineage: Eukaryota; Fungi; Basidiomycota; Agaricomycetes; Boletales; Suillaceae.
CAGGAGCGUUUCAACAUUGUUCUUCACGUCAACAAACAUGCAGACAGCCAGUUCAACAGUCAGACUCUCACCGGCCUCGGAUAUCAUUGAUGCACUGCAGAACAGUCUCACACGUUCACAAGCGAUCACGCCAGACCUCGAAACCACAUACCCUAGAUUUACCAACGACCCUAUCAUCGAGUCCAAAGAUCGGACUGUCAGCGCCAUCACCGAACGCCAGCAGCAGUUGGAUGCAGUUUUACACGAGUUCUUAGACCUGGAAACAGUCAUGGACUUCAAACUUCACCACCAACUUGUCGAAAAGAAGGACAAGAUCACCCAGUCCAUGAAUCUACCCAAGGAACUUGUAUCGACUCACUGGCGCUUGCCAACCGAAGUCCUAUCACAAAUUUUUGUUCACUGUCUCCCGGAAACCAGUCACUUUUCGCCCGCACCAAAGCUAGCUCCUGUGCUGUUGACCAGAAUAUGCCGACGGUGGAGGGACGUUGCUGUGGCUAUGCCCAGUUUAUGGUGCAGGCUGGAGCUGGAAGUCGAUCACAGUGACUGGCAACAACAAGCUUUCUGCUAUGACUCAUGGCUCAAGCGAUCCCAAGGACGCCCCCUCUCGUUUGCAUUCAAGUGCUACAUAGGUCAAUCGACCAAGUUACGAAGGCUUCUUCAACCUUAUAGGAACCAAAUCUCGUCUCUCUCUAUCCGGUCUUAUUGCGGCGUCGCCAUACCUGAACCUCUUCUAAUAAACCUCCCAGCACUUCAGGAGCUGGCUAUAACCAUACACAGUCAUGAUCGUAUAACAAAUAUUGCACACUCUAUCUCUACCUCCCAACUUCGGUUCACUCUGCGCAGUCUCAAGGUGAUAGGGUCAAUGCUCGGGCUCGAAACCUUAUCCUCUUUCAAUCCCAUAUGGACCCACCUGAAAAAUGUCGAGAUCGCCACGCGUCACGCGGAUGCAUUCAUCCAGUUGCUCCACCUAUGUCCUGAUCUCUCCUCGUUGACGAUUCACGCACAUUUCGACCAAAAACAGGCCGUAGAGCCAUUCACGCACAGCAAACUUCAAUCCCUACGUAUCAGUUUUAGCUCAGCGCCCACGAACCGUCUACAUGACUUGUUCAAUGCUCUAACACUCCCCAAUUUGCGCGUGCUUGAAGCUGGCUUUGCACGAGCUUGGCCUCAUGAAGAAUUCAAGGCACUCUUGACACGGUCAAACUGUCCACUGGAGAGCCUGAUAUUCAGCACUGGAGUAAUAACGACAGAUAAGCAGCGAACGGAAUACAUUGCCCUUAUUCCUUCCCUCGAAGUAGUAGUGAAUCCCAAGCGUUAUCAAUGCUUUAAUUUGCUCUAAUACUUCGAUAAUGAUAUUGAGCUUCGCUACGUACUCUGUAUUGAUAUCGAUAUCCUGCUACUUUCUGCCUUGCAAUAUUACUG